AUUAAAUAUCAUGGAAAUAUUCAAACCUGUCAGAAAAUUGUUAUCAAUUUUGGAAGCCGAUAAGUGACACCCGAUGGGAGAAUUUUCUUUCGCCCUAAUGGCAUUUUCCACAAUCCAUGUUCGUAACCUACUGCACACCGAGAUGUAACGUGAAUCCCAACGAAAAUUUACAUUAACCUUGGAUAUUUUUAUACAAAAAGUAAACACAUCACGCCCUAUCCAUCACACCAAAAUGGAUCACAAAACUGAGAUCAUCCUAACAGUGCUGGGAAUCGUCCUGGUCCACGGUCUCAUAUUCUAUUGGGUGUCUCGAAAGACACGCACCAACAUUCGCGGCAAGCAUGUGGUCGUAACCGGGGGAUCCAGCGGUAUCGGAUUGUGGGCCGCAACUGAGUGUGUUCGCUUGGGUGCGAACGUAACGAUUGUGGCACGCAAUGUCAAGCUUCUUGAAAAAGCUAAAGCUCAACUAUUGUCCAAUAAGGUACGCGAAGAUCAGAAGAUCGAAUACCGUUCCAUCGACCUGGCGAAAAGUUAUGACGCAGUAGAAAAGGGUCUCCAAGAGGUGGAAGGAUCCAUUGGUCCUGUAUUUAUGUUGAUAAAUUGUGCAGGAAUGGCAAUUUGCGGUACUGUCGAGGAUACCUCCAUUGAAGACGCCAGGUUGAUGAUGGAUGUUAACUAUUUCGCCACUUUUUACCCUACGCGCUACCUUCUACCGAAGAUGAAACUGGCUAAGGAAGGUAUCAUUGUCAUAACCGCGUCGCAAGCCGCACUGAUUGGACUGUACGGUUACGGAGCCUACGCUGCGUCCAAAUUUGCCCUUCGCGGUUUGGCUGAGACUAUUGCCAUGGAAGCGAAGCACUGCGGAGUAAGCGUGACCUUGGCCCUUCCGGCAGACACGGACACACCGGGAUUCGAACGGGAGAAUGAAUCCAAACCGAUGGAAACGAAGAUCAUUUCCGGUUCCGGAGGGUUGGCCAAACCGGAGGACGUUGGCAAGCGGAUUGUGCACGAUGCGUUGAAGGGCUCGUUCUUCUCGAUCUUGGGACUGGAGAGUUGGGUUUUGAGCACUCUGUGCGUUGGAAUGUCACCAUGGAAGAGCCCGGUGCUGUGCGUGCUACAAUUCUACCUGCUCGGACCGUUGCGGCUUAUUGGUCUGGUGAUUCAGUGGAACUUCCAGCGCAUUAUCAGGAACUGUGCCAAAGAGAAGGAGAAUAGGGAGGCGUAAUUUGGUCAUCGUAGACGAUGGAUGACUUUUAAAUCGCACAAAAUAAAUUUAAUGUUCAUCGAUGUUGUGUGCACUAAAAUUAGAAAAAAAAAGUCUUUUGCCUGCUAUGCCUGCAUUUACUAUAGUAUUUCCAUUGAAUCGUAGGAAUCAUUUCAAGAUAUAAGAGUAGACAACUUAAGAGCAAUAAUAUGAUUAAAAUAGUACCGAUUAAAUAAUUCAA
Armigeres subalbatus is the source of this 1445-nucleotide messenger RNA. RefSeq names its product 3-ketodihydrosphingosine reductase-like. Lineage: Eukaryota; Metazoa; Arthropoda; Insecta; Diptera; Culicidae. Gene Ontology annotation, cellular component: endoplasmic reticulum membrane. The transcript is spliced from 3 exons. Gene Ontology annotation, molecular function: 3-dehydrosphinganine reductase activity. The record is from RefSeq and is a predicted model, not a curated record. Gene Ontology annotation, biological process: sphingolipid biosynthetic process. Bases 233 to 1225 code for a protein of 330 amino acids.